AUGAAGUGGAUAUUCUUUUACCGCUUUCUUGAGUGUAUGGAGUUGUUUUAUCAUGAAGACAUCUCACUUAGUCUGAUUACUGAGCAGUUGCCUGGUUGUCUGUGCAAGAAUAUUUGCAGUUUAAACAAUGGUUGUACUUGUCUAUCGAAGUCUGGGAAAUCAUAUGACGCGAAUGGUCUGCUGAUUAAUUUUGUCAAGCCUGUUUUUGAAUGCAACAGUGAAUGUAAAUGUAGUCAGUCCUGUGCUAAUCGAGUUGUCCAGAACUAUUUACAAGAUGCUCAGAAUUCAUUUGAGUCUGAUUACUCUAAUAAAAUCUGUGUGAGCAACUACCCAAUUAUGGGUGAAGUGAUCCCUUAUAAAGAAGCUUGUUUAAGAGAAGCUCGUCAACUUUCCUCUUAUGGUCGUAAUUACAUUUUGAUAUUGCGCGAAUAUAGUGAAAAUCGUCUUGUGUCAGAAACGUGCAUUGAUGGUAAUCAAGAAUUAUGGGGUUCUGUGAAGUCAAAAGCACGCUUCAUUAACCAUUCCUGCACACCAAACUUAACCGUGAUUCCUGUUCGAGUUGAUAGUUUUAUUCCUUAUUUGGCUUUGUUUGCAAACAAGACCAUUUUAUCAGGCACACAAUUAUCAUAUGAUUAUGCACAAUCUGUACCAGGUGACAAAAUGCGGCUGUCCAGGACACCUUGUUUGUGCAACUCAGAAUCAUGCCGCAUAUAUAUGCCUGAAGUAUGA
Molecule: messenger RNA, 729 nt
Organism: Trichobilharzia szidati
Lineage: Eukaryota; Metazoa; Platyhelminthes; Trematoda; Strigeidida; Schistosomatidae
Source: the annotation of a GenBank genome assembly